AUGUCUCCAAAAGAUGAUGAACAAUGGGGUGAUUGGCGUCGAUGGCGUCAGUGGCAACCUCCGACGGAGGGUGGUGAUGCUUCUGUUGACCAAGAAGGGGAUCAUAGCCCAACAAGGGAUGAGUCCUACAGCGGCUUCAGUGCAUGGUCGAGCAGUCCCUCCAGCAUCACAACAUGGUUCUCCUACACAGCAUGGUUCUCCUAUUCCUGGUGUUUUGGGUCCACUGGAUUCUUUCAUUUUGGAAGUGUUGCGUGGUUGGAGACUACUGGUUGCGGCAUCCCUAUCCAACGAAGAAUGGAGAGAUGUUUUGGCUGCUACGGGCAUCAAGUUAGAUUGGGCAUCAAGUUAGAUUACAUCAGCAUUUCGAAUUCCUUACAGACCUUGUGGGAUGAGCAAUUGGGUUCAUCACGACAUGCUAUGAUAGGACAACGUGCGCACAUGAACAACUGGCAUGAGCAAUGGGAUGUUUCCUCCGAUUGGCAUGACACAUGGAGUGAUGACUGGUAUUCAUGGGCUUCACAUGUCGCUGAACAUACAUGGCCUGAAGCUGCUGCGGCUCAGGAAGAAACGUCUCCUGCAGAACAAGCUGAUGACCCAGCUGAUGCUGACCUUCAAGAUGCCUUGGAUGCAGAGCGCCUAGCUGAAGCUUUGAUGUCAGAGGCCCGGCGAACUUGGUCUCAGGCUCAACAGGUAGGCCUCAUUCUUGACUUUUGUGAUGGACAUGCAGUACAUGCCAAAGAUCCAGAUGCCACUCCAUACUACAUGCUCAAGAAUGUAAAGGGUCACUUCAUGGUGAACAUUGAGGAGUACAUCUGCGGUUCCUCCGGCUCUGAGGCCCGACAGCUUCCACGACUGCAAAUGCCUCCAAAGACCUCUCCGGCAAAGAGCAGCAAAGCGGCACCCUUGCACUAUACCAAGGAGAAGGGAUGGCAUCACACAGAUCCCCGUGGCGAUCCCAGUCCACGGCCUUGUUGCGGAGAACACGGGACGUUUCAAGAAGGGUCGAACGCCUAUGCAAAGUGGGCCGAUUGCAAAGCCUGCGGACUGAGGCUGUCCUAUGUCCCGAGAGAGGGCUACUCCGGCAGCACCAGCAAGGUGGAGGAUCCGAAGGUGAUCACCAUGGCCUUGAACCUCCUCGAGCAGGAUGUCAAAGCUCAGCAUUGCACAGCGCCGAUGGUGAAGCUGGCAAUGGAGAUUUACAAGGACCAAUCCAAGCUGGAAGCCCUGGAAAAGCAAGCCUACAUGCUGCAGCAGCAGGUGACCCAGAACAUGGCCAAGUACAAGAUCAUGACCAAGCAAGCUUCGGAAAGCCCUGCAACGAGCUCUACAACAAGUCUCAAUGCGGAGGAGAUCUUGAAGCACAUGUCCUCGGAGGAGAUCCAACGCCUCCAGGAAAUGGCUGCUCAGAGGAAAGCCGAAGCGGAGAAGAUCGAGGGCAAUACGAAGAUGGUUGACUUCUCUGAAGAGCGCGAUGUGAUCGAAAUGUCGUUAGUCGACAGCAGCCCGGGUUCAGAGAAUGACCUGCAGCCUGAUGGCUUGCAAGACUACAGUGCCAUCGAGAUGAUGCACUACCAGGCCUACACUUCCAAGAAGGAUGGAAAGGCCCCCAAAACAAAAAUCCAAAAACCAAAGAAAAAGAAUUUGACUUUCAAGCGGUCCAACACUGGCAAGCACAGAUCGUCAACUGAGGACUGGGAGACUGAUACUUUUUGCUCUUCUACCUCCACUACGAGCACUUUGCCGUGGAGAAUUGCUAAGGCUCUCAUGGCGAUGAUGACAAUGAUGAUCGCCACCGCACACUCUGACCUUCGAGAUCUGAUCAGAGGUGGACAAGAGGAUGUGUGGGACAUGUUUUGUGCCCCACAGAGCUGGCUCCCCAGCGCUUGCCAAGAACAAGGUCUAUGUUGUCAGCGGAUCAACUUGGAGAACAAUUUCGACAUGUAUCAUCGCAAGGAGGCUUACUCUUCUUUGCGUGAGAAACGUGGUCGUGAGAAACCAAAAAGAAUGUGGGUAUCAGCACGAUGCACAUACUGGUUUGGUUGGACAGCCCUGAACUACAACACUGAAGAGAAACGUGCCAAACUGGAAGCCUAUCGACGGAAAGAGCGUGCCAUGUUCCGUCAGCUGGUUCCCUUCCUUGAGGACGCUGGCAUGUCCAAAUGGAAGAUCGAAACUGCACUUCAGCUGAAGUGUGGAGAUUGUUCUGCGUUGAAGUUGGGCGGCAUAUCCAGUGGCAAAAUUCCACCAGCUUCUCUGCGCCCUCUUCCACGUGCAUGGGAGGUCGUAGGUCUUGACUGUUCUGAGUGGAUGCCACCUGGCCUUGCAGACAAAUACAAGAUACUUGUCAUGAUGGACCUGGCGACAGAGUUCAAAAACACCGUGGUUUUGAUGAAGUACGGCUCCAAGGAGAUGAAAACAGAGUCUCAAGAUCAAAUUCUUGAUGCUUUUUGCAAGCACUGGCUGGCCACAAAGCCUAAGCCUCAAGUGCUGAUCCCUGACAAUGCCAAGACGAUUGUCGGUGAGAAAUUUCGCAUGAUCUUCUCCGACCUCAACAUUCAUUUAGACCCUCCAGCUGUGAAGGAGUCCUGGGCACAUGGCCUUAUGGAACGAGCUGUGCAAGACCAGAGCGCUAUGUCACGGCUGAUGCCUACGGCUAGAGACCGAGACUUCACUCAGCUCAUGGCCAAUCGUUCCAGUGCUGAGGACAUUGCGCGAAAGGUCCUAGAGGUGGCAUGCACAAAACUUUCCGAGCGCAAUGGCUUGGUCCUGGUCGUGUUGUUUUUCAUGAAGUUCUACAAGGCCAAACAUCCAGAAACCUGGCAAAGUCUCAAAGACCUUCUCCCAAAACGUUCCUAUGUAGAUGUCACUGCAGAAGAACCCACCGAAGAUGAUGAGGAUGCUCCAAAUUUACCAUUUCGAGCGGAUCAGCCCACUAUUUCCUUCAAGCCGAAGUUCCGACGCAAUAUGAAACCUGGUCCAUACGUUGGUGAAUUUGAUGGUCGCCCUGCGUCUUCACAGCAACCGGCUCAAGUUCUUCCUCCAGUUCCUGAAGAUGAUGAUCUCAACUUGAGAGACCCUGUCAAUGAGUACUCUCCUGGUUCUCCACUGCCUGAAGAUGUUGAAAUUGAUGAUGAUGUCGAUGACAAAGAUGAAGGUAUAGGCAGUGGUCUUCCAACUUUAGAAGAACGUGCAGCGGAUCAGCCUUCAGCUUCUCGUUUGUUGGAGGAAUCCAGCAAACGUGCGAGCUCAGCAGGUGAUGAAGCUGAUUCGAAACGACCAAAACUGGAAGAUGCGGAAACUUUGCUUUUCAACUGUUUAGAUGUUUGCGAAGCAGCCUGGGUCCUGACGGUGGAGCUUGACUUGACCUCCAACCGAGAAAAGAAGAAGAAUCCCAGCGUCUCUGGACUUCUGGCGAGCGAGAAUUGCGAGAAGCCCUGA
Cladocopium goreaui is the source of this 3438-nucleotide messenger RNA. The record is from the annotation of a GenBank genome assembly. NCBI's taxonomy places the organism in Eukaryota, Dinophyceae, Suessiales, Symbiodiniaceae.